AUGGAUCGCAGAAAAGAAGAAUUAGAGAAAAAAAGACAAAAGCUAGCUGAACUUCGACGUGCUCGAGAAGAAAGACGAGCUUUACUUGAAAGCCAGUCUACACAGUCUUCUUCUACAACUAGCUCUACAACUGGAAGAGACCGAAAGGCUAUUGAUGACUUGGUCGCCCUUGUUUUAGGAGAGCGCCCUUCCACACCUAGUGCUGCUACUACAACUGCAGGCAGUGAUCGUGGGUCAGAUGCAGGAUCCGAGUUUUCUAAUUCACGCCCAACUUCAGCUAACUUUGGCUAUUCCUCACCUGGAACUCCUAUGAGCCAAUCAGAUGCAAGACUUUCUAUGCUCUCAACUACUUCUCAGCCUGCUCAGACAACCCCUCACUAUGUAGCAGAACUCACUGAAGCACAAACUUUUGUUGCUGACAUUCCUCCCCUUGAACAAGUUGUCUACAGCAAGGAAAUUCAAACAACAGAUGGAUCAUUGGAAGCCCCAGAGAUUUCUGAAGAAGAAAUCAGAAAACAAAUCACUGAGGAAUUUGAGUUGAGAGAAAAGCAGAAGAUAGCUCAACUAGAAGAAGAAAUUCGAAAAGCAGAACAAGAAAAACAAGAAGAAAUUCGAGGUAAACAAAAAGUGUUGAAAAAAAAAAUAGAAUUAACUGAAGAAGAAGCAAAGACCAUUCAAAAGUCUCAAGAAUUUGCUGAAUUUGUUGAUAUUUCAACUAAGCUUGUUGAAAGAGCUUUAAAUGAGAAAUAUGACUUUAUGAAAGAUUAUACCCUUGGCAUUGAUGUUGAAAACGAUGAGAACUCUGGAAAACAUGUCAAAUUUGUCUGCAAGUUUUGGGACGAAAAAUGGUGCAAAAACAGAUCAGUUACAGAUGUGAAUUGGUCCUUAAAAUACCCUGAAUUGGUUGUCUCUUCUUACAACAAAAAUCCUCUUGCGCCUAAUGAGCCUGAUGGUGUUGCUCUUGUCUGGAAUGAACAUUUGUUGGAUCGCCCUGAAUUCGUGUUCCAUUCACAAUCUGAUGUGCUCAGUGUUAUGUUUAGUAAAUUCCACCCAAAUUAUAUCAUUGGUGGUACUUAUUCUGGUCAAAUUGUCCUGUGGGACACGCGUGCUAAAUCACUGCCUGUUCUCAAGACACCUUUGUCUGCUGGUGGCCAUACACAUCCUGUUUAUUCGAUUGAAAUGGUGGGCACUCAAAAUGCCCAUAACUUGAUUUCUGCCAGUACGGAUGGUUUCAUUUGUUCAUGGCAGCUGGAUAUGUUGGCUCAACCUCAAGACUAUUUGGAGCUGCUUCAUCCUGCUCAUAACAAGACAGACGAAGUCUCCGUGACAUGCAUGGGAUUUCCUGAUAAUGAAACAACCGCAUUUUGGGCUGGUACAGAAGAAGGUAACAUCUAUCAAGCAAACCGUUAUGAUCGUGCUGGAAGUAAAGCGGGCAUUAAUCAAUACGACACCUACCGCGGUCAUCAUGGUAUGGUUACUGGUUUAAAUUUCCAUCCUCUGCAUGGCCCUGUUGAUUUCUCAGAUUUAUACCUUACCUCAUCUGUUGACUGGACUGUGAAGCUUUGGAGAGCCAAGUCUAUCUCAAAGACAUCCACUCAACCUUCUAGCAUUACUCCCUUGUACUCGUUUGAACACGCAGACGAUUACGUGUAUGACGUUAAAUGGUCACCUACACAUCCUGCUUUGUUUGGUACAGUUGAUGGUACAGGUCAAUUUGACUUGUGGAACUUGAAUGCAGAUACCGAAGAGCCAUUUGUUAGUACCCAAGUUGGUUCUGGUAAGGCACUUAACAAGAUUGCUUGGGAUAAAGAAGGUAAAAAGACUGCUAUUGGCUCAAGUGAUGGACAUGUCUAUGUUUAUGAUAUCGGCGAGAUGGCAAUUCCUAAGCCCGAAGAUUGGAGUCUGUUACAAAAGAACAUUUCAGAAAUGAUUUCAAAUCAAGAAAAUCCUCCAGCCAAAUAG
Messenger RNA from Gilbertella persicaria, 1962 nucleotides. Its product is annotated as WD40-repeat-containing domain protein. The record is from RefSeq and is a predicted model, not a curated record. Gene Ontology annotation, biological process: transport along microtubule. The transcript is spliced from 10 exons. The coding region runs from base 1 to 1962 and encodes 653 amino acids. Lineage: Eukaryota; Fungi; Mucoromycota; Mucoromycetes; Mucorales; Choanephoraceae. Gene Ontology annotation, cellular component: cytoplasmic dynein complex. Gene Ontology annotation, molecular function: dynein heavy chain binding; dynein light chain binding.